UUUAUUUCGUGUCAUGGCUCACUGGUACGGCCGCAUUCCUUCGGACUUCUCCUUCAUGACCUUGCUUCGUGCUUUUAAACUUUAUGUCACGACUACUGAAAGUUUGUAGUGAGAAAACGUAACCUCAGUCUCUACUCUAGAGGCCUGAGUUUCAUCAAGGAUUUGAAUGGACAAACUGAAUACCCUUGCAAAGGUCGAUUCAGUUCCACCGGGUCCGUGAAGCGGCGAUGGUGAAGAUUCUGCUUUUGAUCGGAGCCCUGUGCUCGAUGACUGUUACUCGUGCAGGCCCACCAGGCCCACCCCGAGAUGUCAAGAUAGAGGAAACUUGUGGUAGCAUCACUCUUACCUGGCAACAUCCAUUGGACAAUGGUGGCAUGCCUAUCAUCAAUUAUGUUAUAACAAUAUUGUUAGAUGGCAAUGUGCUUCAGAUCAGAAAUGUUGACUGGCCUGCGUGGAUGCACAAGUUCAGUUUUCGAUUUGAACCAGAAACUAGCUAUGAAUUGCGGCUAAAAGCGAGGAAUGAGCCAGGAACAGGAAAUGAAGAGUUACUGUUUAUCACAGCUAACGAAUUCUGUGUGCCCGGAAAAGCUACCAUCACAAACAAAGAGAUUAAUGUUUAUGUAGACUUCAUUGUAACCUGGACAAAACCAGCUUAUAACGGUGGUGGUGCAAACUUAACAUACACACUGGAAUGGCGCAAGAAACCCUCAGAUAACAACACAAAAGUGGCUAAGAGGGAAAACAUCCAAGAAACUCGAUCCGCAAUUACUGGUCUUGAGUCUGAGUCAGAGUAUGAAGUAAAACUCUUUGCAGUCAACUCAGCAGGUGAUAGUGAGGCGGAUACCAAACAUUUCAAAACAAAGAAAGAACCUGUUUCUCCAUCAGCCGAGGGACCUGACCUAGUGAUGUUAAUCUCAUCUUCAUCUCUGGCAGUGCUGUGCAUCAUUUUAGUAAUCCUAGUGCGCAUUGCUUGGUCACUCCGACGGAACACACCCCUCAAAAAAGAUUUGAGGCAUAGAGCUAAGAAAAGCGACCAGCCUGAAGAAUACGAAGAAAUCGAGCUGUCUCCGCUUGCGAUGAUGGUGCCUAGCGACAGUGCUCCGAAUCCGGACAAUGUGCAAGCUUCAAGCGCUUUUUCCCACAUCUCUUCACGUCUGCACGCGCCAAUAGAGGGAGAGAAAGACGGAGAAUACGAAAACUUCAAUCAAACCAAGACUUCGGACAACGCGAAUAGAUAUCUGCCUCUCACCGAUGCAAGCAAUCUUGAGAUGUCAGCCAACAAUUGUAGCACACAUGCAUCACUUUCGCAGUCUAAAGAAGAAGAGGGUGAUAACCCCUAGGGCGACGGCGAAUUACACUCUUCAUUUCUAUAAGAACCUUUUUGAAAAGAAAGUUGAGGCUGAGAGUAACCAAAAUUUUAAGAACCCACUUUUAACAUACCUAAGCUGAGAUUCGGUUAAGAAUGUCUUCAUUUUGCUCAUAGGUAAAAGAAAUGUAAAAAAAUGAACAAUGAACUCGGUUACUUAGGGAGUACGAAGCAUUUUUCUUAUUUCCGAGUAGAUUUAUGGAAAUACUAUACCUCACAACUUAAAUAACAUGUUAAGAACGUUUUAAGCCUCAAGUCGUAAAGAACUAAAAGAAGGGUCUUUGGCAUUCCCAAAAUUAGAGUGUACGUUAAUUCAAUAAAUGAUUUGAGGCCGUGCUAACGCGGAGGCUGGUAAUAAGGCUGGUAGUUGAUUAUUUUCUAUUUCCUUAGCGAAUUUAUCUCACAACUAGUGUGACUGUUACCUUUUGUUACUGUGAGUGAGAAAAUAGUCUAUUUAACUCUACAAAAUAUGUGUAUAAGGCUGUUAUAAGUUUCAUACUCUCCUAUUGCGAAUUGGACAAGAAAACAGAUGUUCAAUUUCAACAGAUAAUUAAACUUUGCGGUAAUUAUGUUCAUGCGCUUGACAAAGAAGACAGUAAAUUGCUCUGGU
This is a messenger RNA of Stylophora pistillata, 1976 nucleotides long. Its product is annotated as bone morphogenetic protein 1. Gene Ontology annotation, molecular function: protein binding. The record is from RefSeq and is a predicted model, not a curated record. Lineage: Eukaryota; Metazoa; Cnidaria; Anthozoa; Scleractinia; Pocilloporidae.